AUGGAAAAUUUAGAAGACGACAAUACCAAGAUUUUCCUGAACAAGAAGGGAUUGAGAAACAUGCCUCCUAUCUCAAGUGAAGUGAAGCAUUUGGAGGCUAGGAGAAACAUGAUAGAAAGCUUGGCUUUUCCCAGAUAUUCAGAACUUGAGUAUUUGGACGUUUCAGAUAAUGUAAUAAGCUCUAUGAAUCCCAUUUCAGGACUUAAAAAGUUAAAGAUUCUUGAUAUGGGUUAUAAUUUAAUUCAACACAUACCAAAGCUUGAGCUGCCAUCCCUAAACGAGCUGUAUCUGAUGUCAAAUGAUAUCUGCAGGAUCGAAAAUAUGGAUUUUGAAGAAUUAACAAAAUGUGAUCUGGCAAACAACGAACUCAAAACAUUGGAUGGCAUUAGGUGUUUGAAGCUUGAAGAGGGAUAUUUUGGUGCCAACCAUAUAAGUUGCAUUCCUGAUUUGAAGCAUCUACAACAGUUGAAAAUUUUAGAUCUACAGUACAAUAAGUUGGACGAGGUUGAUUGUACUCUACUUCCAAGGAGUAUUGAAGUGUUGCUUUUAAACAACAACAAGGGACUGACAAAGCUACACAACUUAGAUUAUCUUGGAAACUUAAAAUUACUUGGAAUCAAGAAUACAAAGGUCGCUGGGGACUAA
This is a messenger RNA of Vittaforma corneae ATCC 50505, 645 nucleotides long. RefSeq lists its product as uncharacterized. The record is from RefSeq and is a predicted model, not a curated record. NCBI's taxonomy places the organism in Eukaryota, Fungi, Microsporidia, Nosematidae. The transcript has a single exon. Gene Ontology annotation, molecular function: protein binding. Bases 1 to 645 code for a protein of 214 amino acids.